Messenger RNA from Olea europaea var. sylvestris, 3780 nucleotides. RefSeq names its product transcriptional corepressor SEUSS. The transcript is spliced from 10 exons. Gene Ontology annotation, cellular component: nucleus; transcription regulator complex. NCBI's taxonomy places the organism in Eukaryota, Viridiplantae, Streptophyta, Magnoliopsida, Lamiales, Oleaceae. Gene Ontology annotation, biological process: positive regulation of transcription by RNA polymerase II; negative regulation of transcription by RNA polymerase II. The record is from RefSeq and is a predicted model, not a curated record. Bases 573 to 3221 code for a protein of 882 amino acids.
ACCCAAAUUCUCUGAAAAAGUACAGCCAAUGAACUCAAGAAACUCACUCUCCUUCUCUCUCUAUAAUUAGGAUUUUGAGAAAGACUUUGACGAGUAUACGUAUACAUAUACGUGAAACCUACUGUAUCUCGAUCCUUGAUUUGGGUUUGAUUGAAUUAAAUUAGACUAAUUAAUGAUAAAUAAGAAGAAGAAAGGAGUAAUGACUGCUUAAAAUUGUUGUCAAUUUCAACUUCCGGUAACUUUAAGAGAGUCCACUUUUCAAAUCCUACUUUGAGAAUGACGCAGAGGCGGCCACAGGUAGUAAGUUAGCUGAAAGAAGUAGGAUGUCCGGAGCCAAAGUUUUUUUCUUUUAUUUCAGUUCUGUUCGAUGCGAUGAGAAAAAUCCUUUGGUUUAGGUGUGGGGCUUCUCCAUUUGUUUUGGUGUAGAAGAAAUCUUUGAAAGAUUUUUUACUUAGGAUUCCGUCGAAUUAUUGUCAUUUUGUAUUAUUUUGCAGUUACAAUCUACAGAGGUGGAGGGUUAAGAUUAUUGUUAACAAGUGUCUAAGUCCUGUACUGUGUUUUUUGGGCAAAAAAUGGUGCCACGAGGGCCUCCAACUCCGCUUGGUGGAGGAACCCGGCCUGUUCAGCCUUCGCUAUUGCGUUCUAAUUCGGGUUUGUUGAGUGGUCAGGGGGGUGGGAUGCCUUCCCAGAAUUCAUCUUCAUCUCAAUUAGUGCCACACACCCAGUUUAACAGCAUUAACAUGCUUGGAAAUGUGCCUAAUGUUUCUUCAUUACUCCAUCAGUCUUUUGGUGAUGGGGGUCUAAGUUCUGGGCUCUCUGGACUGGGGAGCUCACAACAGGGAAAUGUUGUUGGUGGGGCUGCGCCUGAUCCACUUUCCAAUGUUGGAAAUGGAGUGGGAUUUAAUCCUCCUUCCUCAUCAUAUACAUCUUCUUCUAUAACAGCCAACCAAAGUUCAACUGGUCAAGUUCAAGGGCAACAACAAUAUGCAACCCCUUCUGGUAAUCAGAUGUUGAUGGAUCAGCAACCGCAACAAGCCCAACAAUUUGAUCCUCAAAAUUUUCAACAGAAUCAGCAUCAGUUGCAGCAGUUUUCUGCUCCCAGCAACUCCCAACAACAGCAGCAGCAAUUUCAAAAGAUGCGAGCUGGGCUAGGAGGCGUAGGAACUGUUAAGCUGGAGCAACAAGUGAUGAAUGAUCAAACACCACAGCAGUUGCAAACUUUACGGAAUCUUGGUAUUGUAAAAUUGGAGCCACAGCAGAUGCACGGUAUCAGAAGCAUGCCACCUGUCAAGAUGGAACCCCAACAUUCGGAACAGUCAUUGUUUUUACAGCAGCAGCAGCAGCAGCAGCAGCAGCAACAGCAACAUCAGCUCCUCCUGUCCAGACAGUCUCCUCAGGCAGCUGCAGCUGCUCAGAUCUUGCAUCAACAGAAGCUAAUGCAAUUCCAACAUCAGCAACAACAGCAACUGUUGAAGGCUAUGCCUCAACAAAGACCUGCAUUACAAUCACAAUUUCAACCAAAUUUGCUGAGUAGAUCUCCUGUAAAACCAGUAUAUGAGCCCGGGAUGUGUGCCCGGCGAUUGACGCAUUAUAUGUAUCAGCAACAACACAGACCUGGAGACAAUAAUAUUGAGUUCUGGAGAAAAUUUGUUGCCGAGUAUUUUGCUCCCAAUGCCAAGAAAAAAUGGUGUGUUUCCAUGUAUGGAAGUGGCCGUCAAGCUGCUGGAGUUUUUCCUCAGGAUGUUUGGCACUGUGAAAUAUGCAAUCGCAAGCCCGGCCGCGGAUUUGAGGCUACUGUCGAGGUUUUGCCUAGACUUUUCAAGAUAAAAUAUGAAAGUGGUACUUUGGAAGAGCUACUUUAUGUCGAUAUGCCCAGGGAGUAUCAGAAUUCUUCUGGACAAAUUGUAUUAGAUUAUUCAAAAGCCACCCAAGAGAGUGUCUUUGAGCAACUUCGUGUUGUUCGCGAUGGUCAACUUCGAAUUGUGUUCUCUCCAGACCUUAAGAUAUGCUCCUGGGAGUUCUGUGCUCGGCGUCAUGACGAGCUUAUUCCUAGAAGAUCGCUCAUACCACAGGUUAGCCAACUUGGUGCUGCUGCCCAAAAAUACCAGGCUGCAACCCAGAAUGGAUCAUCAAAUGCAUCUGUUUCUGAAUUACAAAAUAACUGCAACAUGUUUGUUGCAUCAGCUCGACAGUUGGCAAAAGCUUUGGAAGUUCCGUUGGUGCACGAUUUGGGAUGUACAAAGCGAUAUGUUCGAUGCCUACAGAUAUCUGAAGUGGUAAAUAGCAUGAAAGAUUUGAUUGAUCAUAGCCGUGAAACUGGCGCUGGUCCUAUGGAGAGCUUGGCCAAGAUUCCUCGGCGAACAAAUACUUCACCUGGGAGUUUUCAAGGUCAGUUGCAACAAUCACAGCAGCAGCGGCAAGUAAUGGUACCGACCUCAAACACUGAUAGCACUGUCCAGGCUGCUUCAGUGCAACUUAUUACUGGCAGUAACAUUCCAGGUGUUAACGACAGUCUGAACAUGGCUCCCGGAAAUUCCUCUACUAGUACAACUGUUGGGCUUCAUCACCCAAAUUCUAGACAACAAAACCUGACAUCUAAUGCAAACAGUCCCUUCGGAGGAAAUACUGUUCAAAUGCCAUCCCCGGGUUCUUCAAAUACUCAGCCUAAGCCUCACCCUAGUCCUCCCUUCCAAUCACCAACGCCAUCCUCAUCUAACAAUCCACAGCAGACUUCACAUGGAGCUCACACGCAUUCUGCAAACUCCUCAAAUAUCUUAAUGCAGCAGCCAACUCUUUCCGUGAAUGCAGAUGCAAAUGGUUCACAAAGCUCUGUUCAGAAAAUUAUACAGGACUUGAUGUCGAACCAGUUUAGUGGGGGUGGCAUGACGGGCAUUAGGACUAUGAGUAGUGAUGUGAAAAAUAUUAAUGGAAUGUUGUCAACAAGCAACAAUGCUGGUACAAGAAACGGAGUGGCCAAUGGUAAUCCAGGUAUAGGUGGAGUGUUUAGGAACACAGGCAACGGAAUUGGCCAAUCUGCCAUGGCCAAUGGGAUUCGAGCUGCAGUGGGUAGUAACUCUAUGAAUGGAAGAGAAGGGGACAUGACAAUGGCACGAGAUCUUGCUAACCAGCAGCAGCAGGAUCUAGGAAAUCAACUGCUUGGUGGUCUUGAGGCAGUUAAUGGUUUCAAUAACUUUCAAUUUGAUUGGAAGACGUCUCCCUGAUAAGGUCACCAUUCUCUUGGGUUGCAGCUACUUGUGCAUUCAAGAGCUUUUAGUCUUCUGGAAUAUUGAAGUGCAUAAUGGUAGAAGGAUAACCGCUCUCUUCUCCACUCUGCAGUUGUACUGAUUCGUAGGAAAGGAAAAUAUAUAGCAUAGUUUUUCAUGAUUUGCAAUGUUACAUCUUAAGUUUCAUUUUUUUUUAACUAACUUGAAUUUGCCUGGUUUGUGACAGCUCCUUACCUAUGGCAUGUUUGUUAUGUAGUUUAGGUAGGGAUAAUAGAGAAGAUUUAGUUUCUUUUUCUUCUUUAGUACCCCUUUGAAUACUGUACAGUCCACCUUGAACGAGCCAUAGCAAUUUUGGUAGGCACGCCAUGAGUGGCUCGGAUACCGUAAUCGGCUCAAUCUGUGCUUGCUAUUAUAGCUUUCCAUGAGGUAUUUGUAAACUGAGUUUGAGUCUCUGCCUCCAUUGGAACAUACCUGUGUUGCAAAGAAUUCAUUCAACACUGAUUUAGUUGACAUUAAAAAGUUUAUAUAGGGCUCGCUUGGUAGGUUUUCGUGUUUA